GUGGCCGGCCGGCCGGCCGGGUCAUAUAUCCAGGUGACCCACCACAGCGCCCGCGUACGUGCUGCAACUGCUCUCAGAGCGAGAGAACUUAACCAACCGGUGAAGCGAUCAAUCGAGCGUCGACCAUGCAGCAGCAGCAGCAGCAGCAGGCCAACUCCUCAUCAUCGUCGCCGGCGGCGUCCUCGAGCUCACAUGCGGCGGCAGCCAUCUUGGCCGCGGCGAGUUGGUUGCCGUGGUGGCCGUCGAGGACCAGGAGCUGCGCGGCGAGGAGGGCCCUGCCGGCCGUCUGCGUCGCGGCGGCCGUGGCCACCGCCGUCAUCGUCCUCACCGCCGACGGCGGCUGGUGGGGCCGCGCGCCCGACGAGAUGCCGGCCUCCUUGUUCUCCGACGACCCGCGAGAUUGGGAACCUCCUCCGUCAAACAUCACCGCCGACCAUCUCCUCGACGGCCUUCUUACCGCUGACUUCAGCUUCGAGUCAUGCCGGAGCCGCUACGAGUUCGCCGGUUACCACAAGAAGUCGUCGCACAAGCCGUCUCCCUACCUCAUCGCCAAGCUCCGGAAGCAAGAAGCGCUCCAGAAGCGAUGCGGCCCUGGCACGACGACGUAUGAGAACGCGGUCCGGCGGCUCGAUUCCGGCGAGGGCGUCGGCGGCGACGACGGCUGCCGCUACCUCGUGUACAUCAGCUACCGCGGCCUCGGCAACCGCAUGCUCGCCAUCACGUCGUCCUUCCUCUACGCGGUGCUCACCGAGCGCGUCCUCCUCGUUGACGGCGGCAGGGACGCCGGCGAGCUCUUCUGCGAGCCCUUCCCGGGGACGACGUGGCUGCUGCAGCUCGCCGGCGCCGGCUGGUUCUCGCCGCUCAGGAGCCUACAGGGCUACCUGGGCGGCUCCAAGCAGAGCCUCGGCAACAUGCUGCAGAGCGGCGGCCCCGUCAGCGUGUCCGCCGACGGGAACGUGUCGUGGUCGGCGCCGCGGCCGCCGACGUACCUGUACGUCCACCUCGCCGGCAGGUACGGCUUCCACGACAGUCUCUUCUUCUGCGGCGCGCACCAGAGGCUCCUCGGCGAGGUGCCGUGGCUCUUCUUGUGGACGGACAACUACAUCGUGCCGGGGCUCUUCCUCACGCCGCCGUUCCGCGGCGAGCUCGAGGCCAUGUUCCCGGAGAAGGACGCCGUGUUCUACCACCUCGGCCACUACCUCUUCCACCCGGCGAACCCCGUCUGGCACGCCGUCACGAGAUACUACUGGUCAAAUCUCGCCGGCGCCGCCCGGCGCGUCGGCGUGCAGAUCAGGGUGUUCCAGAAGAACCAGCCGCCCCAGGCCGUUCUGGAUCAGCUCCUCUCGUGCGUCCGCGGCGAGGGGCUCCUCCAGGAGACGACGACGGUCGCGGCCAACGGCACGUCGUCCUCGGACACCGCCGUCCUGGUGACGUCGCUGAGCUCGUGGUACUACGAGCGGCUCAGGGACGAGUACGGCGGCGGCGUGCACCAGCCAAGCCACGAGGGGCGGCAGCGGUGGCACAACGCGGCGCACGACAUGCGGGCGCUGAGCGAGAUGGUCCUGCUGAGUAUGUGCGACGAGCUCGUCACCAGCGGCUACUCGACGUUCGGGUACGUGGCGCAGGGGCUCGCCGGGCUGCGGCCCUGGGUCAUGACCAGAGCGCCCAUGUGGGCCGACGACUGGACGGAGGGGCUGGACCCACGGGAACCAUGCCCGCGGGCCAUCUCCGUCGAGCCGUGCUUCCACUCGCCGUCGGCGUACGACUGCGCGGCGGGGAGGGACGUGGAGCUGGACAAGGUGACGCCCUACAUCCGGCACUGCGUCGACGUCAAGUGGGGCAUAAAGCUUGUCAAUGAAAGCAGCAGCCAGUGGUAACAUUGGUCUCAUAGGCAUGGCCGCAUGGCAGUAAACUGACAUGUGAUUUGUUGUCUUAGUAACACAUGAGAAAAUAGCUCUAAAAAACGCAUGAGAAAAUGACAAUGUAGAAGAAAAACGCAAAGGGAUUCAGUAGAUAGGGGAAUACUGUAGGUGCACGCAUUAUCAGGAAAUAAAAAGGGUAGAAGACAGUGAAACGUGGUAAUCUUGCUGUUUUGGCUAUAUAGUGGAAUGAGUGAUAAUCUUGUUAACUCA
Molecule: messenger RNA, 2132 nt
Organism: Setaria italica (foxtail millet)
Lineage: Eukaryota; Viridiplantae; Streptophyta; Magnoliopsida; Poales; Poaceae
Product: galactoside 2-alpha-L-fucosyltransferase
Exons: 2
Coding region: 126-1877 (583 amino acids)
Biological process (GO): xyloglucan biosynthetic process; cell wall biogenesis
Cellular component (GO): Golgi apparatus; membrane
Molecular function (GO): galactoside 2-alpha-L-fucosyltransferase activity
Source: RefSeq, a predicted model, not a curated record